AUGCCGGCCGAGCUCUUCUCGGAGAUGACCAUCAGGCCGGUUCCAAGGGAGAUCAAAACGAGCAACACUAGCAGCAGCCGCGAAGAGACCAGACAUAAGCAUUCGAGGUCCUCCUAUUCGGAUGCCUCACCCCUCAUGUCGAGGAACAACUCGCUGACAUUCCGCCCUGCAAAAAGGCCGAUGACGACCCCGGAUAAGACCAUCGCCGUCAUCAAUGCGAGCGGUCGCCAAGCCGCCUCGCUUAUCCGAGUCGCCACAGCUGUGGGCUACCAUGUUCGGGCCCAACUCAGGAAUCUAGAGGGCGUUGUUGCGACCGAGGUGGCAACGAACCCAAACGUAACUGUUCUCCGCGGCGAGCUCUACACCAAGGAGCGUCCGGCCGAGAGAGGGCAGGUGGAUGUGACUAAGAAUGGCCCCAUCUCCGGCAUCGGUGUCAACCACGGCCUGAUAUCCGAGCUAUUUCGUGGCGCCCAGCUCGCCUUCAUCAACACAACAUUUUACGGCGACGAGCAGAAGAUUGGCGAAGCCCUCGCCGAAGCUGCCAAGAGGGCCGGCAUUCAGCACUAUAUCUACUCGUCGAUGCCCGACCACCACGCCUACAAUGAGGACUGGCCCUCUCUACCUCUCUGGACGUCCAAGCACAAGGUCGAGGACUUCGUCCGGAAGCUGAAACUACCUGCCACCUUUGUCUACACGGGAAUCUACAACAACAACUUCACCUCGCUACCCUAUCCUUUAUUCUGCACCGAGCUUCAGCCCGAUGGCUCCUGGAUCUGGCAGGCCCCCUUCCACCCCGACGCUAAGCUCCCCUGGCUCGACGCGGAGCAUGACGUCGGCCCGGCCAUACUACAGAUCUUCAAGGACGGCGUCAAGAAAUGGGGCGGUGGCCGGCGCAUUGCCCUCGCUUACGAGAUGCUCAGCCCGAGGGAAGCCUGCCGCGUCUUCACGAAAGGCGUGGGCCGCCCCCUGCGCUACGUCCGCGGCCCCAUCGAGGUCAAGGUCAAGAUUCCCGAGGGCUACCGGUGCCAGCUCGAGGCGCUUGAAGAGCUCUACCGUCUCGGCAAGGAUGACCCCGCGAAGCAGCCCCCGUACUUUGGAGAUGCAGCGCUCGAAGCGAGCUGCCCAGGCGUGGCUUUGGAGCUGUGGGAAGGCCCCCGUGGGCUUGAGGAGUACGCUAAUGAGGUGUUCCCCCUCGAGGAACAGGCGAAUGGGUUAACAUGGAUGCUCGACGAAGAUGACGGCGGUGGCGGCGGAAGCCAAGAUCAUUCCCAGGCCGCCCUGAGCCCGGCAAGCGAACACCCCGACUCCGAGAGCGAAGACGAUGACGACGGCUUAGUUAUGCGUGGUUUGAAGCGGGAUGACGAGGAAUGGCUUGCAUAA
Messenger RNA from Lasiosphaeria miniovina, 1380 nucleotides. Its product is annotated as NmrA-like family-domain-containing protein. Bases 1 to 1380 code for a protein of 459 amino acids. The record is from RefSeq and is a predicted model, not a curated record. Lineage: Eukaryota; Fungi; Ascomycota; Sordariomycetes; Sordariales; Lasiosphaeriaceae. The transcript has a single exon. Gene Ontology annotation, cellular component: nucleus.